AUGCGGGAGCUGCAGGGCGAGGCGGCGUGGGAGGAGGAGGGAGGCGGAUCCCCCGCUCCCGAUCCCCGUCUGGAGUUGGUUCCUGCAGCACCGACGAAUAACAAUGGUGAGGGUACUAUAAAUAAGGGGGCAUUUGGUGCUUCUGCUACUGCUAGCCCCCGUAGAAGACCGAAGUGGACAGGCAGGCUGGCUCUACUCGUGAGUCUCAUUCUGACUUUAACUGCUAUAGGGGUUGCACACCGGAAGGCGAAAAGCAGCCUCCAGGUGUCUCCGCAGACACCCCGUAAGGAAAGGCCUCUCGCCCUUUACGCGAAACAGCACCGUCACCGCCGUCAACACCAACAGCGACUGCAGCAGCAUCCGUGGCAGCAGCAGUGGCAGCAGCAGCAGCAGUGGCAGCAGCAGUGGCAGUGGCAGCAGCAGCAGCAGCAAUGGCAGCAGCAGCAGCAUCUGGCAGCCCCAUACCCAACGCGGGUUCCUUUACCAUCUCCAGCAACGGGAGACGAGGGGGAAGUCCCCCUCUUUGGGGUUGCAGAGGAGACGGAGGGGGAGGGCGUCGAGUUUGAGGUUGCAGGGGAGGUAGAGGGGGGCGUAGGGGGAGUAUCUUUAGAGCCUAAAGAAUCAGCAGCAGCAGCAGCAGCAGCAGAAGGAGGAGCAGAAGCAGCAGCAACAGGAGCAGGAGCAGUAGCGGCAGCAACAGCAGCAGCAGCAGAAGCAGCAGAAGCAGAAGGAGGAGAUGAAGAGGAGGAGGAGGAGCUGGUUUGGGAGGUUGAGAUGCCUGGUUAUGUUCCUGUUCCUUCUUCGUGGGGCUGGGUCUUACCUCCUGCAGAUACGCUUGAUGAAGCUCCUUCAGGUGUAUAUGGAAGAGAUAUAUUACUGAGUCUUGCAGAGGCUUGUGUAGACAAUGUGCUUGAAGCGCCGGAGGAGGCCCUGUCGGAUAGAGAGAGAGAGCUGGCUUCAAUAGUUGCAGAGACAUUAACAGGAGGAGAGACAAAAGAUAUUGUGGGUAUGCAGGUAGACCUAGUAAAUAUGCUUCCUCUAGGGAGAGGCCUUCCCGAGGGGGCCUUUACUCAGCCUGUCUUACUUACACGCAUCAUUGGUGUAGGGGUAUCGAGCGUAUUUGUAGAAGCAUAUGACUCUGCUCUGUCUAGGCCCUUUACCUUAAGACUGCAUCUAUGUGCGGCGGGGAAUGAGAAGAAGCUCUCUGUGGAGACAGCAAACAAAUGGGUAGAUAUUGCUCUAGAGACAAGGGCUUUAGUUGUUGCAUGCGGAGAGACCCCUAUAUCAGAUGCUGCAGCAGUAAGGGGCCUUCUAGUAGCCGACCAAGUAGGAGGUAUUGUAUUAACACAGCCCAAUCACCCGGAUGGAUCGAAGAUGCUAUUUCAGCGUGUUGAGGCGUAUAGCAAUCUCCUUUCUCCUUUGCAUUCAGUUGUCUCCUCUAUGAAAGGAGACGCCUCUUAUGAUACUAUGCAGGCGCGCGAAUAUAUCGGAAGCCGCCUUGUUCACCAGGUGCUGUAUCUACAGCAGGCGGGGGUAUCGCAUAAUGCAUUAAGCUGGAGCAACUUGUUUGUAGAUCAUAAUGGUAUAGUCUCCUUAGGGGGUUUCGAGUCUCUUAAUCAAAUGGGGGAGGCCCUUAACCCACGCAUUCCUAUCAACCCUCGCUAUGCUGAGCCGCAGCUACUGCAUGAUUUUCUUGCUUCAUUUAGGAGAGAUGUUCCGGCGCUCUCGCAUGAGAAGGCAGACCUCUGGAGUUUAGGGGCUUUGCUAUUCGAGCUCUUCACAGGAGAGUCAUUUGUGGAUAUAAGAGACAGUAUGGUUCACGGAGAGGGAGCAGAGGAGCUCCUAGAAAGCCGUCUACAUGCUGCUGAUGUUAAUGAAGACUGGGUUGAGUUAGUGCAAGGCCUCCUGCGACACGAUAGAGAUGAAAGGCUCUCAGGCGCAGAGGCCGCACGUUUGUAUAAAAGAAUCUGGGAACGAAAAACCGCAGUAAGAGCCCCACGAUAA
Molecule: messenger RNA, 2004 nt
Organism: Eimeria acervulina
Lineage: Eukaryota; Apicomplexa; Conoidasida; Eucoccidiorida; Eimeriidae
Exons: 1
Coding region: 1-2004 (667 amino acids)
Biological process (GO): protein autophosphorylation; autophagosome organization; peptidyl-serine phosphorylation
Cellular component (GO): cytoplasm; autophagosome
Molecular function (GO): protein serine/threonine kinase activity; ATP binding
Source: RefSeq, a predicted model, not a curated record